GUCAAAACGAAAGGCUACCUUGUUCAAAAACUAUGCUUCGAGAAAUUUUAUUCCUGCUUUCCAUUCUCCUUAUAAAUAAUAUUAUAUCGGCUGAGGAUAUACAAGCAGAAGUUGAUAAUAAUGCGGUAUGUCAACGAAAAAUUCGGGAACCGAAAAUCAUUUUGCAACCCUAUUAUUAUCCUUGUUGUACUCCUCUUCGUGUCCGAUGUAAAAGAUCUAGUGGUAAUGAACAACGAUUCGGUUACAAUUGCAUUAAAUAUCGACAAACAAAAUGCAAAACACAAAGAAAAUUGUGUGUAUACGUUGAAAGAGUUGAAAAGUAUUGUUGCAAUGGCCAUAAACUCGUCAACGGAAUUUGCAAAACUAUAGAAGAGAACGAAUGUCACAAAUGUCAGCAUUCGUGCGAUUUUAAAAAAUCAACUUGUACCUGCCUAUCAGGAUAUGAACUUCGAGAUAAGUUCGAAUGUUUAGACAUAGACGAGUGUAAGAAAUACCCGAAUAUCUGCGGCAAUGCUGAAUGUAAAAAUACGAAAGGUAGUUUUUACUGUAAAUGCAAAAAUGGAUAUGAACUUCAAAAUUCUACUCAUUGCGUUGAUAUUAAUGAAUGCAAAAUUGAUAAUAUCUGUCAAGAGGAGUGCUUUAACACCCCGGGAUCGCAUUUUUGUCAAUGUAAAGAGGGUUUGAGAAGUAAUGGAAGUAUAUGCUUGGAUAUAAACGAAUGUAAAUUGACCAACAGAGGUGGAUGUUCACAUUCCUGCAAAAACGAUUAUGGUUCCUACUCUUGCUCUUGUCCGCUGAAUAUGAAAUUAGGUGCCGAUAAUCAUACUUGCUAUUCUUUGACACAGUCAACGGAAAAAACAAUCGAAUCUUCAUCAUUUCAACCAUUGCUUGGUGCAAAACUUGACAAGAGUAAAAAGAAUACAGAUGGCGUUCUUGCUGGUAUAAUAGUAUCUUGUAUAGUUGGAACUAUCUUGCUGAUUCUCUUGAUAAUCUUUUUCUAUAAGAAAGGAUGGUGUAACUGUUGUAUGGCAGGUAUAGGUGUUACUGCCGAUAGUCCUAAGAAACUUCAAGGACCACGCAUUGAUAACGUUUACGUUGAAGGAAUAAGUACAAUAGAUAAAAAAGGAAAAGAAGAGGAAAAUGAUGCAAAUGUAGAGAGUUUAUACGUAAAUAAUGCAUUUAAAAUAACCGAUUUACCACCAAAUUACAAAGAUGUAUUGAACGAAAUAAACAAAGAAUUAAAGAAUAACGAUAUGACAGAACUAAACCUUAACAAAGAAAUGGAGGGUAAAGGAGAAAUUAGCAAAGAGGAACCUAUAUAUGGAAAUGUAACGAAUGAAAGCGAAGCUGAAGCUGUAUACGUAAACGUUGGCAGUAUGAGCUAAAUAAGGUGACAUUUCUUCUCACAUUUGACAACGUUUUUAUCGGAAUUAGAUGUUACAGGAACAAUAAAAAAAACUGCAGAAUGAUUGAGAAUAAGUUAGAAUGAUUGUAAAACUGUAUUUUAAAUGAAUGAGAAAAAUAUUUUAUCUGAUAGAUAGAAUAACAUGUGAUAGAGAAUGAGAGAUUUUCUUAUGAAAUUUGCUUGAUUAUUACUAUUUCUGACCUUUGACUGAAGUUUUACUCUGGCGAAUUAUUACAUAACACACUUGAUUUUUUACCGAAAUUUAAACCUCCUAUUCAGUGUGAUUCACUAAAUAAAGAUCCUAAAUUUGAUCAUGAAAAGAAUCAGCCUACAACUGAAUACUUAUUAUACAUUUCAUAUCAUAUUGAAUAAAAGAAAUGCAACAAAUAAAUGUGUUUAUUUUUAUGAAAAUGAAAAUAAAU
Molecule: messenger RNA, 1827 nt
Organism: Dimorphilus gyrociliatus
Lineage: Eukaryota; Metazoa; Annelida; Polychaeta; Dinophilidae
Source: the annotation of a GenBank genome assembly